Molecule: messenger RNA, 3003 nt
Organism: Jatropha curcas
Lineage: Eukaryota; Viridiplantae; Streptophyta; Magnoliopsida; Malpighiales; Euphorbiaceae
Product: cation/H(+) antiporter 10
Biological process (GO): proton transmembrane transport; regulation of pH
Cellular component (GO): endomembrane system; membrane
Molecular function (GO): antiporter activity
Source: RefSeq, a predicted model, not a curated record
UCAUCUCAUGUUUAAGCAAGCAUAAUCUUUUGUGUUUGAUACAAUCUCAACAUUGGAUUUCAGGUGAACGAUUGUUCAUUUUGAAUUCAAGGAUUGAGAUUGUACGAACAUGAUAGAUUGUGUUUCUUCAAACAUUAGAUAAUCCACAUCUAUUCAUCUAGACCAGUUUUCUCAAAAUCAUCUAGAAUUUGUUUAUUAGUAUUUUCUCUUUCUUUAUUCUUCUUUUUUUUUCAGAUCGAAUCUGAAAUUAAUCAAUCAUGUCUUUUCUGGACUUUGAUGUUAUGAAAAACUAUCCUAAUACGACUUUCACUUGCUUUCUGAUACCCCCAAAGACUAAUUCUCAUGGCAUUUGCGCACACAUAAAUGAUCCGGCAAAUAUGCUAACAUACACAAUACCCCUUUUGGAGUUGCAGAUGGCUGUCAUUUUCAUCUUCAACUACGUAAUCCAUUAUUUUCUCAAGCAUUUUGGAGCCUCCACAUUUGUCUCCAGCAUGAUUGGUGGUAUAAUUCUUGGCCCGACAUUUCUUGGGAGAUAUAACAUAAUGAGGAAAGUGAUCUUUCCUCCUGACAGCCAAGAUAUAAUACGUUCAUUUGCACUAUUAGGGUUUAGCAUGUUCUUGUUCCUAAGUGCAGUGAAGAUGGAUGCGGGAAUGAUUCUUAAUACAGGAAAGGAUGCCUUGUCCGUCGGAAUUUCAUCUGUAAUGAUCCCUGUGAUUUUUGGUGUAGCUCACCAAGAAUUGACAACACACAAAAAGGAACUCAAAGGAAGUUGGACUUCUAUGAUAAUGACAUCUCUUACAAACUAUCCAGUCACUGCCUAUCUUAUUGGCGAUCAAUUGAAAAUCUCAAAUUCAGAACUCGGCCGAUUAGGACUAUCCUCAGCACUAGUUGCAGACAUAUUGGGCAUAUUUACCGCAGUUAUUCUAGAAGUAAUAAGGUCUUCCACAAUGACUAGUCUUGCAACAAGUGUUCUACCAAUUAUUGCCUUUGUCCUUGUUCUGAUAUUCAUAGUCCGACCUGCAAUGUUUUGGGUGAUUAGAAAGACUCCGGAAGGGAAGCCUAUUGACAUGAACUACGUUAACAUCAUUUUGGCACUAGCCUUAGGUUCUGAAGUGUAUUUCCAUAAUUUUGGAUUAUAUAAAUUCAUGGGUCCUUUUAUCUUUGGUUUGGUUGUGCCUGCUGGAGCUCCACUAGGUUCUGCUUUGGUAGAAAAGUUCUCACCCUUUACUUGGGGAGUCCUUUCACGAAUCUUGAUUACUACAUCAAUGAUGAAGGCAGAUUUAACUCUUAUUGUAAAUGAAUUUCCCAGGUUGAAAACGUACAUCUCUCUCAUAUUCAUGACCUAUGGUUUCAAAUUCCUGGCGUGUUUGGCACCUCCAUUGCUUUCAGGGAUGCCAUUAAUCGAUUCUUUUGCACUUUCUCUCAUUAUGAAUUACAAAGGCAUUGUGGAGCUAUGUGGAUGCAUUAUUUUCAAGGAAACUAAGGUAAUAAGUGAAGAACUUUUUGCCCUUGAAGCUUUAUACAUUCUUUUUAGUGCAACUGUUUAUCCAAUCCUUAUUAAAUGCCUGUACAACCCAUCAAGAAAAUAUGUUGGCUAUAAGCCGAGGAAUAUCGUGAGUUUAAAGCCUCGCUCUGAGCUCCGAGUUCUGGCUUGCAUUCACAGACCUGAUAAUGUACUUUGUGUCUCAAGACUGCUCGACGCAUCAAACCCCAGCAAAGAAACUCCUAUAAAUGUUAAUGUACUUCACCUAAUCAAGCUUGUUGGUAAAUCAACUCCUGUCCUAGUAUCCCACUCAAAGCAAAAGCCAACUUCUAACUCUUUCUCUCAAACUAUCAUCCAUGCUUUCGGUCAAUAUGAGAAAAAGCAUUGGGAUUCUGUCUCAGUCCAGACCUUUACAGCAAUAUCUUCACCGGAGCUAAUGUAUGAGGACAUAUGCACCCUUGCUCUUGAUAAACUCACAUCCCUUAUACUAAUGCCGCUCCAUCUAAAAUGGUCUCUCCAUGGACAAAUUGAAUGCGAGGAUCCAAAUUUAAGGGCUCUCAACUUUAAGGUCCUCGAGAAAGCCCCUUGCUCUGUAGGAAUCUUUUUUGAUCGUGGCAGGCUUGGACGACAAGCCUUAAGGGCACCAGAAUCAGUUCUCUCUCUUUGUUUGAUAUUCAUCGGAGGCAAUGAUGACCGCGAAGCCUUGAGUUUAGCCAAACGGAUGGCUAAUAAUAAUCCAAAUGUAAACCUAACAAUCCUCCAUUUCAAAGCUAAUAAAGAAGGUGAUACAGAGAGAAUAAUAGAAUCUGAGGAUGAAAUUCUGGAUGAUGUAGCAUUGGAGGAUAUGAAGCGAAUUACUACUAGCAAACAAUCUAUAGUAUUUAAAGAACAUGUAGUGAAGGAUGGACCAGAAACAUUAUUAGUUAUUCGUUCCAUUGCAAAUGACUAUGAUCUUUUCAUAAUGGGAAGACGUUAUGGCAGUGUGUCUUCUCAAACAGAUGGUCUAUCAGAAUGGAGUGAACUUCCAGAGUUAGGUAUUGUUGGAGACUUUUUUGCGUCCAGUGAUCUCGACACUAGAACUUCUGUUUUGGUUAUACAACAACAAAAGCAAAUUAAGGGCAUCUGAUGGAUGAAAUUUUAUAUUGAUGGAAAUGAAAACGCAGAAACAUGGAAACAUAGGAACGAUACAGGGAAACAAUAUUUUGAAUAUAACUAUACACUAAGAAGAAACAACAUUUUGAAUAUAACUGUGCACUAAGAAGGGGUAUUUUUAUAGGGGAAACGACUAUGAACGUUUCCGAAAAUAUGAGAGUAUUGUUAGGACCUGUAUUGAAUACAAUUGGAUUUAAUUGAAAUAGAAUUGUUACUUUAGGAUGAAUUGUAAAUUGUUCUUUUCACAUAUCAAUUAUAGGAAAUUAGCUACUUACCACUUCGUGUAUGGAAGCAUCGUGCACCAAGCAUAACUAUUAUUUCAAAAUUUUGUUACUGUGUUGAACUCUUUUGUCCUUUUUUUUCCCUCA